This is a messenger RNA of Rhagoletis zephyria (snowberry fruit fly), 936 nucleotides long. RefSeq names its product myogenic-determination protein nautilus (gene nau). NCBI's taxonomy places the organism in Eukaryota, Metazoa, Arthropoda, Insecta, Diptera, Tephritidae. The record is from RefSeq and is a predicted model, not a curated record. Gene Ontology annotation, biological process: muscle organ development; positive regulation of myoblast differentiation; regulation of transcription by RNA polymerase II. Gene Ontology annotation, molecular function: DNA-binding transcription factor activity, RNA polymerase II-specific; RNA polymerase II cis-regulatory region sequence-specific DNA binding.
AUGGGUUCUGUUUUGGAUUUGGCUUUUACUAAUAUGAGUGUGAGUAUAGGUUUUCAAUGUUCUUUGGCUUAUGUUGGAGGUAGUAAUCAUCGUCCGAUUGUGUUGGAUUUGAGUCGGAAUAAGCUUAGAAGGAAUUUGGAGUUGGUAAAGUUUGAAAAUAUUGUGCAGUUUGGGGUUAAUAUGAAAAGGGUUAAAGAUGAUGCUAUGGUUGAUCUUAAUGCGGUUGGUUUUACUCCUAAGACGUGGUGGGACAAAGAUUUGGAGAGACUUUAUAGAUUACUUGUAGCCAAAAGAAGGGAGGCGAAUCUUACAGUGAAGUGUUCUAGCUUUGUAAAGUCAGCACAAUUAGGCACCCCGCCACAAUCAAUGGUCAUGGAACGAGUCAGCAUCAAACAGGAAUUCAGCAGCUUUGCACAACAUUCAACCUUUCCACAUACGACCUUGCACCACAGUCAUCAGCAAACAUCAUUUACACAUCAACAACGCCCACCCACGCGGCACCUCCAUCAUCACACCCACCACCACCAACAACAAUCACAACAAUAUCAGCAACAACAAAAUUCGCAUCAGCACCAGUUGCAUACACUCUUCAGUCGGUAUGGCGCUGCCGUCGGCAUUGGUGUUGGACUUAACUUUGGCAUGGAAGCCGUCGAUCGCGUUGCUGCAAGUGCUUUUCUUGCCGAUAACAACAACGCCUGCAAAUAUUCCAAUUCACGUGACAGCGAUAAGCUCAACUUAACACCCUCACCAAUCUUCACGGAUUACGACGAGAAUAGCUUGAGUUCAGAUGAGCAUGUGCUGGCGCCAUUGGUUUGCUCCUCGGCGCAGACGUCGCGUCCAUGUCUAACGUGGGCCUGUAAGGCUUGCAAGAAGAAAAAUGUUUCAGUGGAUCGCAGAAAGGCAGCGACAUUGCGAGAGCGACGGCGUUUGAGGAAG